Molecule: messenger RNA, 168 nt
Organism: Fusarium verticillioides 7600
Lineage: Eukaryota; Fungi; Ascomycota; Sordariomycetes; Hypocreales; Nectriaceae
Exons: 2
Coding region: 1-168 (55 amino acids)
Source: RefSeq, a predicted model, not a curated record
AUGGCUCUUGAUCCCGUCAAAUAUAACCACAAAAAAGCUCAGGAUGCUAUGGUUGCCCAUGCUGGUGCAUGGACUCAAGAUGCUGGUUCCUCUCCUUCGAAAAGCGUGAUUUCUAAGAUCGAGGAAAGAGUCGAGGCAUCGAAGAAGAGCUCUAGUAAUAAGAAUUGA